Molecule: messenger RNA, 1027 nt
Organism: Sphaerodactylus townsendi
Lineage: Eukaryota; Metazoa; Chordata; Lepidosauria; Squamata; Sphaerodactylidae
Product: arf-GAP with Rho-GAP domain, ANK repeat and PH domain-containing protein 1-like
Exons: 3
Coding region: 200-1027 (275 amino acids)
Molecular function (GO): protein binding
Source: RefSeq, a predicted model, not a curated record
ACGGAGCCGGGGGGGGGGGCGAGCCGGGGGGGGGGGGCAAGGGAGACAGCAGCUGCCAGCCCAGCCCAGCCGAGGGGCGCUGCGAGAGGCGGCCGCGCCCAGGAGCCCCCCAGCUGCGGCCGCCAUUUUGGAUUCUACGAAACCCUGAGGAGGAAGAGGGAUGAACUGAAGGCCGGACGCUCGCCGCUUCCUUGCUGCCAUGGCGGCAGGGAUGUCCCUCCCCAUGGCCGAGUGGCUGAGGGCCCUCCACCUGGACCAGUACGUCGAGAACUUUGAGCGGAGCGACCUCUGGUGCGUGCUGGAUUGCCAGCACCUGACUGACGAGGCCUUGACCCACCUCGGGAUCCUUCUGCCGGGACACCGCAAGCGGAUCCUCGCCGGGCUUCUGAAGGCCUUCACGGAAUCCCUGCCCGCCGUGGAGUGCCCCGAGCUGCCGCCGAGGAGGCCGGUGCCCAUGAAGCGCAGCAUCUUCCGCGGCAACGUGGCCGGCGCAGAGUCUCCAACCGGGAACGACUCGGGGACAUCGGCUGGCGAGAAACCAGCGUCUCGGCAAGAGCCGGAGACCCUCAACCCCACCCUGCCGCCGAUCCCUCCGAGGGUUGGGUGCCGGCCCCCUGUGAAAUUUUCCUCUCCUGCUCUCCCGGAACUCUCCUCGACCUCGUUGCAUGAACCGCCUUUGCUGCUGGAUUUGUCUUCUCCUUCGCUGUCCCCUAAGUUGUCCGGAGGCCGACGCGGCCCUGAUACGGCGCUUCCGGAAGAGGCAAGGAUGCAUCCACUGCCCCCCCUCCCUGCCAAGCAGUUGAAAAGCAAGCUGUCCUCCCUGAAGGCCCCCCCGGUCCCGGUACGUCCUCCUACUCUGCCGCCGCGGGCCGCUGUACCCCCAAAAUCAACCCCCAGUUUCGAACGUGCUCAGCUGCAUCCUAGACCUGGAUUUUGGGGAGAUGAGGGAGGGGAAGAGCGACAGGAAGUUACGGGCCGCAGGGUCCGUGUGGACGUUUUCCUGGAGGGUCCUCGGGGGAGCGAAUAA